CUAAACUGAGAAAUCAUGGGGCUCAACGACAAAGGUGCUCCGGGUAAAAAUAUAGGGAUUCUCUGGUUUACUGAUGGAAGCAAAACCAACAAUGGAGUAGGAUGGGGUUACCACAUUGUCUGUGAGAAUGAUAGUGACCCUCUUCAAGGACAUGGUAAACUAGGUGACGACAACUCGGUAUUCCAAGCCGAGGUGUUUGCCAUCACGAAUGCUGCGAGAUCCCUCCUAGCAUCGUCAACAGAAGCACACAAAAUUAUCGAUUUCUACAUUGACAGUCAGGCUGCAAUCAAGGCCAUCGGUAAAAUUAGCUCAAUAUCCAAAGUAGUUGAGGAGUGCAUCAACACUCUGAACUCAUUGGGUGUCAACAAUAUGGUCAUGCUCCACUGGAUUAAGGCCCACGUGGGACAUGACUUGAAUGAAAAAGUAGAUGCUCUAGCUAAGCUGGGCUCUACAGAAGGACCUUACAAACAACUACCACGCCCCACUACUGUUCAUGCCAUUGCCUUCCGGGACAUUCUCAUGGACAAGUGGCAAGAACUCUGGAUGAAACCAGACAAAACAUUUAACAAACUGCCUUUCCGCCAAACUAGGCUUUGGUUUGAAAACGUAGAUAACAAAUAUUCGAAAGAUUUCUUAAAACUCGAUCGAUCUAUUCUAAGUAAAUUAAUUCAAGCCAUUAGCGGCCACAGCUACCUGAAUUAUCAUCAGUAUAAGAUAGGUAGAACAUCAACCGAACUCUGUAGGUUUUGCAAAGCGGCAAAUGAAGAAUCUCAUCAUAUUGUCGCGGUGUGUCCAGCGCUCUCUUCGCAAAGGCAAAGGGCACUCCACACAACAGGUUUUGACAUCCCCAUGGACCUACCGAGUCUACUAAGGUUUCUUCGGGAACCAACCAUUGGUAGACUCUUCAGUUCCGAAGGGGUAGAGCAAACAGACCAUGUGUCUGACUCAUUUCAAAACUUUUAAAGAGUGUGUUUAUAAUAGUCCAAAGCAAAAAUCGCAUUAGCGGUUAGCCUUUGGGUGGCCGGAUCCUCAAUAUCCACACACCCAGACUGUCAAAACAAACAAACAAACAAACAUGGGGUUGAGACCCUUGUGUCAAAUCA
Messenger RNA from Tigriopus californicus, 1103 nucleotides. RefSeq lists its product as uncharacterized. The record is from RefSeq and is a predicted model, not a curated record. Gene Ontology annotation, molecular function: nucleic acid binding; RNA-DNA hybrid ribonuclease activity. Bases 16 to 963 code for a protein of 315 amino acids. Lineage: Eukaryota; Metazoa; Arthropoda; Copepoda; Harpacticoida; Harpacticidae. The transcript has a single exon.